Messenger RNA from Symphalangus syndactylus (siamang), 1109 nucleotides. RefSeq names its product ribosome maturation protein SBDS. Gene Ontology annotation, biological process: cytosolic ribosome assembly; ribosome biogenesis. NCBI's taxonomy places the organism in Eukaryota, Metazoa, Chordata, Mammalia, Primates, Hylobatidae. The record is from RefSeq and is a predicted model, not a curated record.
AGUGAGUCGCGGCGCCGCGCACUUGCGGUUGGGUCAGUGCUGCGCGCCGCCCGGUCGUUACCGCGAGGCGCUGGUGGCCUUCAGGCUGGGCGGCGCGGGUCUGUCCUGGUUCGCCGGCUCCUAGGUCUUUAAACAGCCGCGAUGUCGAUCUUCACCCCCACCAACCAGAUCCGCCUAACCAAUGUGGCCGUGGUACGGAUGAAGCGCGCCGGGAAGCGCUUCGAAAUCGCCUGCUACAAAAACAAGGUCGUCGGCUGGCGGAGCGGCGUGGAAAAAGACCUUGAUGAAGUUCUGCAGACCCACUCAGUGUUUGUAAAUGUUUCUAAAGGUCAGGUUGCCAAGAAGGAAGAUCUCAUCAGUGCGUUUGGAACAGAUGACCAAACUGAAAUCUGUAAGCAGAUUUUGACUAAAGGAGAAGUUCAAGUAUCAGAUAAAGAAAGACAUACACAACUGGAGCAGAUGUUUAGGGACAUUGCAACUAUUGUGGCAGACAAAUGUGUGAAUCCUGAAACAAAGAGACCAUACACCGUGAUCCUUAUUGAGAGAGCCAUGAAGGACAUCCACUAUUCAGUGAAAACCAACAAGAGUACAAAACAGCAGGCUUUGGAAGUGAUAAAGCAGUUAAAAGAGAAAAUGAAGAUAGAACGUGCUCACAUGAGGCUUCGGUUCAUCCUUCCAGUCAAUGAAGGCAAGAAGCUGAAAGAAAAGCUCAAGCCACUGAUCAAGGUCAUAGAAAGUGAAGAUUAUGGCCAACAGUUAGAAAUUGUAUGUCUGAUUGACCCGGGCUGCUUCCGAGAAAUUGAUGAGCUAAUAAAAAAGGAAACCAAAGGCAAAGGUUCUUUGGAAGUACUCAAUUUGAAAGAUGUGGAAGAAGGAGAUGAGAAAUUUGAAUGACACCCAUCAAUCGCUUCACCUCUAAAACACUAAAGUGUUUUCAUUUCCGACGGCACUGUUUCAUGUCUGUGGUCUGCCAAAUACUUGCUCAAACUAUUUGACAUUUUCUAUCUUUGUGUUAACAGUGGACACAGCAAGGCUUUCCUACAUAAGUAUAAUAAUGUGGGAAUGAUUUGGUUUUAAUUAUAAACUGGGGUCUAAAUCCUAAAGCAAAA